AUGGAUAUUGAUCCCUUGUGGGCUCUUGGGGGGUGGAUUUUUCUUUCAAAUUGCAUGGCACAACCAAAAACUUCUUCACAUCUUUUCUCAAAGUCACCAACUUUGUUUCACUUCCUCACACUUUUCUUCAUCCUUCUCCUCAUCAUCAAUUUAUCACACCAACCAACAUCCACCAUGGUCUCUACCAAAUCAACCAUGUCUACAACAAACUUGCACCCUCCUCACAAAACAAAAAACUCUCAAAAGGAUCAAAAAGCUGCAAGAGAUCAAUUUGGAAGUGAUGCUCAUGAAGUUCCAAGUGGUCCAAACCCUAUAUCAAACCGGUAA
Molecule: messenger RNA, 327 nt
Organism: Cicer arietinum (chickpea)
Lineage: Eukaryota; Viridiplantae; Streptophyta; Magnoliopsida; Fabales; Fabaceae
Source: RefSeq, a predicted model, not a curated record